Messenger RNA from Pogoniulus pusillus (Red-fronted tinkerbird), 1869 nucleotides. RefSeq names its product tubulin polyglutamylase complex subunit 1 (gene TPGS1). The transcript has 2 exons. The coding region runs from base 72 to 929 and encodes 285 amino acids. Gene Ontology annotation, biological process: protein polyglutamylation. Gene Ontology annotation, molecular function: microtubule binding. Lineage: Eukaryota; Metazoa; Chordata; Aves; Piciformes; Lybiidae. The record is from RefSeq and is a predicted model, not a curated record.
UCGUCCCCGCCCCUCCCCGGGCGGAAGCGCAGUAGCAUGGCCGGAAGCAGCCUUCGCCGCCCGCAGUCGAGAUGGCGGCGUGCGAGAGGCGGCGGGCGGCUGCCGCCCCGGCCGCUGCUCCGGCGGCAAGCAGCGGACUGACGGAGCCGGCUGGGGCGGCGAGCGGCGGGCUAGGGAGCGAGGCGGAGUUCCUGCUGCGGGCUGGCGUCACUGCCAUGGUGCGAGAGGCGCUGCUGAAGGUGCUGGAGGCGCGGCCCGAGGAGCCGGUCUCCUUCCUGGCUGACUACUUCGAGCGGCUGGUGUUGGGCAGCGCCGAGGCCGCCGCGGAGCCCCCGGGGCAGCCGCAGCGCCUGGCCCGGGCGCUGUGGUACGUGCGGCUGGCUCAUCACUCCCACAGGACAGCUUUCGACAGCAACGCCGGCGCGGCCUACGAGGUGCUGGGUGCCGGCGGGCGGCGGCGGCGGGCGGGCGUGGACGGGCGGCUGUACAGCGAGCUGCUGCGGCGCAUCUGCCAGCACGGGGCCGCGCCGGCGGAGGCGGCGGCCGCGCUGCUGGGCCGCGUCCGCUGCCGCGACCACGAGGCCGUCCCCUUCGACGUGUUCCGUUACGGCGUCCUGACCUGCUUCGUGCUGCUGGAGUUCGCGGCCAAGGCGGACGCGCUCUACGGCGUCCUGGACGGUGGCUCCGGUGCUGCGGACGGCAGGGUGUGCCGGGCCGUGCUGCGGGCGCUGGAGGAUGCCCUGCGCGUCAGCCACUUCUCCAUCCCCAGCCGCUACCUGGAAGCGGGCUCCAAACUGCGGCCGGACGGCCUGGCCCUAGCCAUGGACCAGGCGCUGCAGGAGAGGAAGGUUGGCCCCUCCAUGAGCAGGGAGGAGUUCCUGAGUAAAGCUACUGCCCUCUUUGUGGCGAAAGUGAAGCCUGUUGAGUAACACUCGGGUGGCAGCAAUGCUGGCUGUGUCUGCAUCCACCUCUUUGCAGGGCUGUUCAUGCUAAGGAGGCUCCAGACCCUGGUGCCAAGCUGGACAGCAGGCACAGGGACUGCUUGUGCCUGUCUGAAAGCCCAGCUCUGCCUGACAGAAGAUUUUCACCCCCUUCCUUAUUCAGUCAUGACAGGUGCUGGAUGUAUCCCUGUCCUCUGUGCCUCUGCCAGCUGUGGCUCCUCUGAUCCAGCUGGCACUAGUAAAUCUUUUUUAGGUGUUACCUGAGGAUUUGGAAGGAGGCCUGUGAGCUGCAGGGCAGUGUUACUCAUUAAAAACGAGCCAGAACAAAGCAAACACAGGGCUAGACCUGCAGACAGCUCACAGUUUUGCCCUAGCCCUCACAGUGUCGUGUUUUGCAGCUUUGUUUCUGGGUUUGGGUUUGUUUUGCACUUAACUGAGAAGCAAAGGGUGCUGCUUCCCUGCCUCACAGGCUGCUGUAAGGCUUUGCAGGUAAAUGUGGGGCUGCUCCUGGAGGUGAGAUGAAGCAUUAAGUUGAAUGUGUUAAACGCACAGCAGAUGAGGACUGUUGGGCAGCAAACCUCACCAGGCUGAGGUGAGCAGAGAGCUUUUGGCUCUGCCAGCAGCUGAAGCCAUGUGGCAGUGAGCUGCUGUUUACUCAACCGCCCCUGGCUGCUGCGGUUUGGACUCUGACGAGCAAAGCUCUGACCUGGGCAAUGACUUCAUCCACAAAGCUGCAGACAUGAUCUGGGACACGAAAUUCUGGGUCAAGACCAGACAAACCCUGAUCCCUGAGGUCACAGUUUGCUGUUGAACAGAGAUGCCUGUUGAAUCAUGUGCUAUUUAUUUGAACUUGUCUGUGUUGGUUUAUACUGUGUCUGUUGGUUUACUGUAAGACAUUAAAGCUUUCUAUGUUUGUUUUUUUUUUUAA